UGUGGCUAUGGCUCGCAGAGUCUGAAAAAGGUAUUUCUUCCCUCGAUGCUUGUUGCCCAAGCUAUUCUUAACAUUGACAUUCCACAGAGCUUGGCCUACCCAUCACCGACGAGGCCAUUGAACAGAUGAAGAACCAUACUACAAUCCAGGAUGAUGAGUUCAAGGUUGCUGCUGAGGAGGAGAAGCGCCGGAGACAUGAUGUCAUGGCCCACGUCCAUGCCUAUGGCCAAGUUGCCCCCGCUGCUGCUGGUAUCAUUCACUGGGGUGCCACCUCCUGCUACUGCACCGAUAACGCCGAUCUCAUCUUCCUGCGCGACGGCCUCGACAUCCUCAUUCCCAAGCUUGCAGUUGUCAUUGAUAAGCUAUCUGCCUUUGCUAAGGAGUACAAGGACUUGCCCUGCCUCGGUUUCACUCACGGGCAGCCCGCCCAGCUUGUAACAGUCGGAAAAAGAGCUUGUCUGUGGAUUCAGGACUUGCUGAUGGACCUGAGAAACCUUGAGCGCGCACGCGAUGAUUUGCGCUUCCGUGGUGUCAAGGGCACCACCGGUACCCAGGCCUCCUUCCUUCAGAUUUUCGACGGAGACCACGAUAAGGUUGAGCAGCUCGAUGAGCUCGUUACUAAAAAGGCUGGAUUCGAUUCUGCAUUUAUUAUCUCCAGCCAGACAUACUCCCGAAAGAUUGACGUCGAUGUCGCCAACGCUCUCGGUUCCUUCGGAUCCACCUGCGAGCGCAUUGGUAUCGAUAUCCGUCAUCUGGCCAUGCUCAAGGAGGUCGAGGAGCCAUUCGAAAAGGAUCAGAUUGGCAGCAGCGCCAUGGCUUACAAGCGGAACCCCAUGCGGUCCGAGCGUCUGUGCUCGCUUGGACGACACCUCCAGAACCUCCCCAAGGACGCUCUGGAUACCUACUCCGCUCAAUGGUUCGAGCGCUCAUUGGAUGACAGCGCCAUCCGCCGCAUCAGCAUUCCCGAGCUUUAUCUCUGCGCUGAUGCUUGUCUUAUCCUCCUCAACAACGUUACCUCUGGGUUUGUUGUGUACCCCGAGGUUAUCAAGCGCCGUGUGAACGAUGAGCUUCCUUUCAUGGCAACUGAGAACAUCAUCAUGGCCUGUGUGAAGAAGGGUCUCUCUCGCCAGGAUGCCCACGAGGAAAUCCGUGUCCUCUCCCACCAAGCCUCAGACAACGUCAAGAAGCAGGGAAAGAACAACGACCUCCUUGAGCGCAUCCGCCGUACCCCCUUCUUCAACCCAAUCCUCGCAGAGCUCGAUGCCCUCCUCGACCCCAGUACCUUCGUUGGCCGUGCUCCUCAGCAGGUUGAGAAGUUCACUUCCACCGAAGUUAAAAAGGCCCUGCAGCCUUAUGAGUCACACCUCGUCAAUGCCGAGACCUCUGCCCUCUACGUUUAGAGUUUUUCAUAUAAUACUAAAUAUUUAUAACCCUGUUAAGUUAAAACGCGAACUCAAAAACGGAUCCUGUUGUCAGAUGACAGAAAUAGAUUCCAUUUGGGAGAAAAUAUCUGAGAAGACUUACUAUACAGAGAUUUUGUAUUAAAAAACACAGGCCGGGGCCAAAAGGCUAGAAGGAAGGAAUGGACUUGAGUGUGUGCAUAAUAAUGAUUUGAUGGCAUGAGAUGAUUAAGUUUUUUUUUACAAUAGCUAACUAUCCAUAAAGGCCCUGCCUGGUAAGCAUAAACAAGCAGUGUGAGGAGCAG
Molecule: messenger RNA, 1705 nt
Organism: Aspergillus ochraceoroseus IBT 24754
Lineage: Eukaryota; Fungi; Ascomycota; Eurotiomycetes; Eurotiales; Aspergillaceae
Gene: ade13
Product: adenylosuccinase ADE13
Exons: 7
Coding region: 126-1400 (424 amino acids)
Biological process (GO): 'de novo' AMP biosynthetic process
Cellular component (GO): cytosol
Molecular function (GO): N6-(1,2-dicarboxyethyl)AMP AMP-lyase (fumarate-forming) activity; (S)-2-(5-amino-1-(5-phospho-D-ribosyl)imidazole-4-carboxamido) succinate lyase (fumarate-forming) activity
Source: RefSeq, a predicted model, not a curated record